Molecule: messenger RNA, 716 nt
Organism: Cannabis sativa
Lineage: Eukaryota; Viridiplantae; Streptophyta; Magnoliopsida; Rosales; Cannabaceae
Exons: 2
Coding region: 40-516 (158 amino acids)
Biological process (GO): proteolysis
Molecular function (GO): cysteine-type peptidase activity
Source: RefSeq, a predicted model, not a curated record
UUCGAAUGGCCAGAUGCGGUGAACCAGUACUAUCUGGGUAUGGAGAGCCGUUACAUGCCAUGUUGGAAGGAUUUGAACUUCAUAUACUUCGUCCUGUACUUCGAUCAUCAAAAACAUUGGGUUGCUGUUGAGGUAGAUAUUGAUAUGUGGCAGAUUCGGGUGUACGAUAAUGAUUUAUCAUGCACCACCGACGCACAGUUUGAUGCCAUCAUGCUACCUUGGACUGAGUUGUUUCCACAUCUGCUGAGGUCUACUGGCUAUUAUGAUCAAGUCAACAACAACAUUCUGAAUGUGGACUUAGGGGACAGUAGCCAACUCAAAUCAAUGCAUGCUAGACGCAUGCCAAGUGAGGUGGUUCCCCAAAGUAAAACAAGUGGUGAUUGCGGGGUGUAUGCACUUGAGUACAUCGAACACCUCAUGCUGAAUCGGUCCUUGGACAACAUUACAGACGAUAGCAUGAGAAUGUUCAGAGAUCGGUGGUGUGUAGACUUGUUUUAUCAGAACUCAACUUGGUGAAAUAUAAUUUAAAAGGGUUGUAAAUUUUUUGUAUUAUAGACGAUAGUUGUUUUUAGUACUGUACAGUUUUUAUAUAUGGAAAAGUGUUCAAUUUAAAAACUUUUACUUACAUGUCGCUACAAAAUCGUUAACAUGUCGUUAAAUGUCGAAAAUUUUUAGUUUUUGAGUGUUUGGUUUCAUAUCGCUAAAGCACCGCGAAC